GAAGCUCAUUCAAAUCACAGGAAAGCGCAGUUUCAUCAGGGCAGAGCCGGCUGCUGUCUGUCUGUCCGGCCAGUGAUGAGCGCACCGGCGCCGGCUGCUGCAGGCGGGAAGGGCCCUGAAUGACUGAGUGGUCGAUGCGGUUGCGGGUUUGAUUGCGGCAGCGCCGGCUGGAGUGAGGGAUCGACGGGAAGAUGCUGGCCGACAUGAUUGCGGAGGAGGAAUUCGAGUUGAAGGAGGAGGAACCGUGGUUCGACAAGCAGGACCUUGAACGUGACCUCCAGCUGGCGGCGGAGCUGGGGAAGACCCUCCUGGAGAGGAACCGGGAGCUGGAGCAGGGCCUGCAGCAGAUGUACACCACCAACCAGGAACAGGUGCAGGAAAUCGAGUACCUGACUAAGCAGGUGGACCUCCUGAGGCAGGUCAACGACCAGCACGCUAAAGUGUACGAGCAGCUCGACGUGUCGGCCAGGGAGCUGGAGCAGAACAACCACAAACUGGCUCUGGACAACAAGAAGGCCCAGAAGAAGAUCCAGGGGCUGACGGAGAUGGUGGACCAGCUGCAGACGCAGGUGGAGGACCUGCAGCAGAAGGUGGAGGAGUUGAAGCUGAGUGCCUGUCAGUCCCAGAAGCCUCCUCAGAGACGGAGGUCUUCUGCUCGCGGCGCUCAGAGCGUCUCCUGCCUGCAGGAGCUGCAGAACACAUUCGGGAGUGACUGUGAUGCUGAGGAUUCCUCCGUCGACCUCGACAGCUCCACCGUCACGACGUGGCACGAGGAAGAGCAGGCGUCGCUGCGGCAGUCCCUCCGUGCUCUCCAGGUGCAGUUUGCCACUGAGCGUGCUCGGAGGGAGGAGGCGGAGCGUGGCGCCGACCUGCUCGCACAAGAGAACGCGGAGCUGGAGCAACAGCUGUCACAUCUGGAGGGAUCGCAGGCCAGAGUGUCUGAGCUCGAACGGGAAACCGAGGAGCUCCGUCAGCUUUGGAAGUUGGAGUCCUCUUCGAGAUCUUUCCGUCCGGAUUGCUUCCAAGGCCUCCUGCUGCAUCCAGAAGAGGAGAGCGAAGGGGAGCCAGCGGCGGCUGCAGCGAAGAGCCCAUCUGUCCUGAAGCGCUGGGCCAGUGAGCGUCAGAUGAAGGCCACGCAGGCGCCAGACUCCCCCAGCAGGAUCUACGACCACGAGUGCUCCUGCGUGCGCCGGGCCGAGGUGGUGAAGUACCGCGGGAUCUCGCUGCUCAGUGAAGUCGACGCCCAGUACAGUGCCUUGCAGGUGAAGUAUAACGAGCUGCUGAACCGCUGCCACCCAGGGGUGGAGAAGGAGGAGCGGCCGGCAGAUCUGGACACAGCCCGGCCGACCCGGUCCCACUGGGAGGACUUGAACGACGACUUGCACCAGCCGGAGUAUAAAAAGCUCUUCAGGGAGAUCUUCUCACGCAUUAGGAAAACCAAAGAAGACCUGAAGGAAAACCGGGAGAGACCAGCUUCUCCUGCAUCCACAAAAGCAAGUUAAAUAAAUUAAGCAAAAACGCCAACAGAACUUUAGUCAUUUGCACAGAGGCUCUUUAACAGCCCUGACUGUACUGUACCAUCAUAAACGAUCAUUUCAUUGGAUGAUUUCUAAGUUUUCUAGAAGGAAAAAGACCCUCAUUUACCCCCUAUUUGGUGCUAAAAAAAAAAGAGGUCAAUAAACUCUUAAUAAAUGUGAGUGUAAAUAAAGUUUUAAGUAGACAAAUAUCACUUUAAAUUAUUACUGUCGUAAAUAUGACAGAUUUUCACUUCUUAGCACUUUUUAAAUUUUCUCAUCUGUUCAGCUGCUGCUCCUCAGGGGAUCAUUCUGUUGAUUUAUGUCCGAAUGUAAAAAAAAAAAAAAAAUUGCACAUGGAAUUUAUAUUUUUUUUCCUUUAAGGAGCUCUUUCUUUCAAGAAAACAAAGGGAAUCCCUUAAGCAAUAUCUUUUGUAUAUUUGGAUCUGUUUAAAUGGCCUGACGAAUGGAUGACCUUCAGAGUACUCAGAAGGUCAUGGAUGCCUUUAGUUUUCACUGUAAAUGAUUUAGUUGAUUGUACGGUAGGUUAGUUGGCUGUGAAUGUUGUAAGCAUCUGAGCAUGGAAUCAGUGAAAGGCUUUAAAAAAAGGAAUUCUAGAAGCUUCUUUCAGCUGCAGUUUGCUUGCUUUUGUUGUGUUAAGCUUAAAGUCUGUUUGUAAAACCACACCGAAGUGCACCUGGUGUCCUCUUGACAUGGUUAUGGGGGUCGAUGGUGAAGCAUGGCGGGCUCUUGAAUUCACAUUGGAGAUGAUCGGGACACCUUGACUGGAUGUUUCUGCUUUAAGCCAUAAACGGAACAAGCUGUACAUUAAUUAAACUGCAUUUGUAAAUGUC
Molecule: messenger RNA, 2368 nt
Organism: Oryzias melastigma (Indian medaka)
Lineage: Eukaryota; Metazoa; Chordata; Actinopteri; Beloniformes; Adrianichthyidae
Product: cerebellar degeneration-related protein 2
Exons: 6
Coding region: 192-1502 (436 amino acids)
Source: RefSeq, a predicted model, not a curated record